This is a messenger RNA of Styela clava, 2059 nucleotides long. RefSeq lists its product as uncharacterized. Gene Ontology annotation, molecular function: oxidoreductase activity. Gene Ontology annotation, cellular component: mitochondrion. Lineage: Eukaryota; Metazoa; Chordata; Ascidiacea; Stolidobranchia; Styelidae. The record is from RefSeq and is a predicted model, not a curated record. Gene Ontology annotation, biological process: carnitine biosynthetic process.
GGCUACGUGCAAAUCUGUUUACCUAACACUCGAUGCUUCAAAACCUGACUACAAUAUACUUUGAAUUGUAUACUCUGCAUUAGAAUCUUCUUAUAAUCAUAUAUCAAAAAUUACAAAGACCUUAUUUAAGAUCUAAAAAAUUUCUAAAGUUUAUCAAAUUUGCAUAAUGUCGAGUGAAGUUGAAAAUCUUGAUCUGAAGGACAAAGAGCAUAUUACGAUCACAUGGAAGGACGGCCAUACAAGCAAGUAUCAUGUAAAAUGGAUCAGGUUUCACUGUCGAUGCGAAAAAUGUUUUCGUUCAUUUUCUGGCAUGUACCCACUGGAUACUAUGAAAUUUCCUGAUGAUUUUUACAUCAAGUCUGCGAAUGUAGCAGAUAACGAACUACAUUUCACAACUGAUUACGAAAUUUUCGAAAAUCACUGUGGUCGAAUCCCACUAGAUUGGCUUCGAGUUUUCUGCAGCUGUAACCAAUGCUUUGAGAAAUUAACUUCGGAACGAGAAAGCAAAUUCGACAAUUCUGUUACGUCGAGUAUCAGCUACAAUGAUAUUUCAGGAGAGAAUGGAUUAUUCAAUUUAUUAGGUCGAAUCCUCAACUCUGGUUUCUGUUUAAUACACGAUGUUCCAAAUGACGAUACACCUGGCCAGAUAAGUGAUAGAAUCGGACCCAAGUUUUAUACGUUGUUCAGUGAGACCUUUGGUAAGAAUGGAAAUCAAAUUGGCGACGGGCCAUUUCAAGAUUAUCCGUUUUAUGAAGUUGUUCCAGGAGUUCAAAUUAUUUAUCCGAAAAGAACCGAUGAAAAGAAGAGUUUCACAAUUUUAACUGAUCUGCUGAAUGCCGCAGAAAUUCUUCGCCGAGAAUCGCCGGAUCAUUUUGAUUCUCUUGUUAGGAUUCCCGCGACUUUCCAGUACAAGAAAAGAACUGAAUCUUGCAAACCUUUCUGGUUUGAGAUUCAGAAGCCCCACAUAGAAAUUGAUUACUUUGGGAAGGUUGUUGCAGUGCACUGGAAUCCAACAAUGGAAGGAAAAUUACGCAUUCAUCAAAAAGAUGUGAUGGCCUACUGCAAAGCCCAUAACGCAUUCGAUCGGAUUUUAAAGCAGAAGAGUUGUCAGAUUAGUUUGCAGUUAAGAGAAGGAACUAUGCUGAUAUUCAAUAACAAGCGGAUGGCUCAUAACCAUAAAGGAUACGACGAAAGUUCGAUCAAGACCCUUCUUCAUGCUGACGACGUAAAAAGCAAGUACGUCGUUCUUGGUCAUAAACUAGGAAAGACUGCGAUUCCAAUGAAAAUAGGGAACAGAAGCAGUUUUUAAUGUCAUAAUCCAAAAAAAAAUUUAAGCACCAGUGAUUGGUACGUUAUGAUUAUCAUUUAUGUCGCAACAAUGUUCAUCAAUUCUAGUCUUAUAGUUAUGGGUCAUUUCUGUAACCAGAUUAUGGGGUGAUUGGAAGGGGGUCAAAGGUUCUAAAAAAGCAAUUUUCAUAAUUUUGCACGAUCGCGUGGAUGCAAUAAAAUUAUCAAUGGCUUUACAGAUUUGAAAUGUAUAUCUACAUCUUUCAAUUAUAACGCAUUCACUUGAGUGAAUUAGCUCUUUAUAGUGGCGAAAAUAACUCGUGGAAAACCACUCUGCAGACAAGAACUGUAUCUGUACCCUCAUCGAUAUUAGUCAAAAUUUCAUUGAGAAUGUGUUGCUUUAUUGGAAAUUUCAGUUUGUUUACCUGAAAUAUUAUGGGAAUAUAAGUAAUAUUUAAAUAAUACAAUAAUGCAUUAACUGUAUCAAAUUUCGACUUGAUUUUAAAACAUAUUUUAUAGCCAUAGGGUAAUACAUUGAAGAGAACUUUUAUAAAUGAAACAAACUGCUUUAUUCAGUGUGUUCGCCUAUGUUCUAGAAAUAAAAAUCAAUAAUUAAUAAUAAAGUUCGAUUUGCAUUGGAUUAUUUUUCAACAGAACGAGGUCAUGACAUUAAAAAGCAUUCAUCAACGUCACAUUCAGGAUAAUCCUAGAUUCGGAUUCCUGACAUUCAUUCCAGAACGAUUUUUAUCGCUGAGAAUUGUCAUCUUUGGCA